Racocetra fulgida is the source of this 504-nucleotide messenger RNA. NCBI's taxonomy places the organism in Eukaryota, Fungi, Glomeromycota, Glomeromycetes, Diversisporales, Gigasporaceae. The record is from the annotation of a GenBank genome assembly.
AUGCCGUCACAAAUACCAUUACAACCAAUGCAACUAUCGACUAAUUUUCCAUCUCAAAUAGCAAAUAAUUUUUCACUACAACCGUUAAAUAAUUUUUUUCCAUAUUUAUCUAAUACACCCUUACAAAUAUUACCAAAUGUUCCUUUAUAUGCAAUGACGAAUAUCCCUUCACAACUAUUACCUAAUAUCUCUUCACAACCUUAUUUUACGCUGUUUUCAAAUUUUUCUAAUCUACAUCCUUUAUAUACUUCAAUAAAUAAUUCAGUAUUACAAGGAUUAAGUUCUUCUAAACCUGUUCCUCAACUAGAUGAAUUUUUGACAAAGAUAGACGAGGCUAAGAAUGCAAAUGGAGAAAUUUUAGCAUGUUUAUCAAAAUUUCAAAAUCAAGCUAUUCAAGUUGAACAGAUAUCUAAAUUAACUGAUGAACAACUUGACUUAGUAGGAAUUACAAAAGCAGGUUGGAAAAUCGCAUUGCAGGAGGCUUCUAAAGAGUAUAGCCAAUAG